Molecule: messenger RNA, 543 nt
Organism: Clarias gariepinus (North African catfish)
Lineage: Eukaryota; Metazoa; Chordata; Actinopteri; Siluriformes; Clariidae
Product: SUN domain-containing protein 2-like
Exons: 1
Coding region: 1-543 (180 amino acids)
Biological process (GO): nuclear envelope organization
Cellular component (GO): nuclear envelope; meiotic nuclear membrane microtubule tethering complex
Molecular function (GO): protein-membrane adaptor activity
Source: RefSeq, a predicted model, not a curated record
AUGGCGCUUAUCCAUCACCGGGCAGAUGAUGUUGGAAUGGCUGACUAUGCUCUGGAGUCUUUUGGCGCGUCUGUGAUAUCCAGUACAGAGACCUAUAAAACCAAAUACUGCAAAGUUUUUGGCAUCAGUCUGUGGUGCAGGAAUCAUGGCCCUGAGACUGUUCUACAGCCGGGGGUUGUCCCUGGGCAAUGCUGGGCAUUUAGAGGUAGUCAAGGUUACCUGCUUAUCUCUCUGUCAUACCCUGUACACAUUACUCAUGUGACCCUGGAGCACAUGCCCGUAGUAUUAUCACCCACAGCCCACAUCAGGAGCGCACCAAGAGACUUUGCAGUUUAUGGGAUGAUGAAUGAGAAAGAAGAAGGAGAUCUUCUUGGAAUAUUCACCUAUGACCAGAAUGGGGAAUCGCUCCAGACUUUUAAAAUCCCAGACCCUCUGAGUAAGGUGUAUAGUCUGUGUGACCUGAGGAUCCUCAGUAACUGGGGUCACCCUAAACACACCUGUGUGUAUCGCUUCAGGGUCCACAGCCAGCCCAGCAGCAGAUGA